Messenger RNA from Salvia splendens (bonfire salvia), 1363 nucleotides. RefSeq names its product expansin-A11. NCBI's taxonomy places the organism in Eukaryota, Viridiplantae, Streptophyta, Magnoliopsida, Lamiales, Lamiaceae. The transcript has 3 exons. Bases 112 to 996 code for a protein of 294 amino acids. Gene Ontology annotation, cellular component: extracellular region. Gene Ontology annotation, biological process: plant-type cell wall organization. The record is from RefSeq and is a predicted model, not a curated record.
UCUAUCUAUAGAGCCUUGCAUUGAAUUCUGUGUGUGUUUUUUCUCACACACCAACUUAUUUCAUCCAUUCACAGCCUCCCUCCAUGUGGAUGAGAACGUGGGAAUAAUUGAAUGAGAUUCAGAAUUCACAGAGAUAAUUUAUUUUAUUUCCCCCACAGAUUCUGUUCUCAGUUUUAUAAAUCCCACAGCAUUUAUCAAUUCAAAGUGUCACACAAUUUCAAGAUGAUUCAUCCAAAAAUUGAUUCAGUAGUGGUGGUAGGAGUGGUGGUGUGUUGCUUCAUCAUCAAUGCUAGUGCCUUCACCGCCUCCGGUUGGACGUCGGCCCACGCCACGUUCUACGGUGGCGCCGACGCCUCGGGAACCAUGGGAGGUGCGUGUGGGUACGGGAAUUUGUACUCGGCCGGGUACGGGACGAGGACGGCGGCGCUGAGCACGGCGCUGUUCAACGACGGGGCGUCGUGUGGGCAGUGCUUCAAGAUCAUGUGUGACUACAAUGCGGACCCUAAGUGGUGCAAGAAGGGGGUGUCGGUGACCGUCACCGCCACCAACUUCUGCCCGCCCAACUUCGAUCUCCCGAGCGACAACGGUGGGUGGUGCAACCCACCGCGCCAGCACUUUGACAUGGCGCAGCCGGCUUGGGAGAAGAUCGGGAUAUAUAGGGGCGGGAUUGUCCCCGUCAUUUACCAGAGGGUUCCAUGCAAGAAGCACGGCGGGGUUCGGUUCACGAUCAAUGGCCGAGACUACUUCGAGCUAGUGCUGAUCAGCAAUGUUGCCAACGGAGGUUCGGUACAAUCGGUCCAAAUUAAAGGCAGCAACACAGGGUGGAUGUCCAUGUCAAGAAAUUGGGGUGCAAAUUGGCAAUCAAACUCAAAAUUAGAUGGACAAUCACUCUCAUUCAAGGUCACAACAAGCGAUGGUAUCACUAAGAUUUUCAACAAUAUUGUGCCAUCUAAUUGGGCUUUUGGUCAGACAUUUUCAAGCCCAACCCAAUUCUAGGCCCAUUAGUACAUUUUGAGGCCCAAAGCUCAAUGCAUUUUGGGCUUUGCUACUCUUAUAAGGCCGUGGCGUGCUUUUAUACAAAAAAAGCAGCCCGCUAAAGGAAUUGAUAUGCAUUUUGGUAAUGGUUAUUGAGAGGAAUGGCAAGAUGAUUGAUCUUCAAAAGAGUUUUUAUAUUUUUGAAACAUAAAUUGGUUUGUAAUUUAAUAUUUAGGCUAUAUACUUUGAUGAAUAAGUCUAAUAAAAGUGUUAACAGUACUAUUUUUCAUCUUGGGCUAGUUUAAUCGUUUGUUCGGCAGAAAAAAAGUAUAUUUGUAAGAAAAAAUGAUUACUAAAAGUAUGAUUUCUAGUGAUGCUUGGAUUAUAA